Tripterygium wilfordii is the source of this 861-nucleotide messenger RNA. RefSeq lists its product as uncharacterized. Gene Ontology annotation, molecular function: structural constituent of ribosome. Bases 99 to 632 code for a protein of 177 amino acids. The record is from RefSeq and is a predicted model, not a curated record. NCBI's taxonomy places the organism in Eukaryota, Viridiplantae, Streptophyta, Magnoliopsida, Celastrales, Celastraceae. Gene Ontology annotation, cellular component: ribosome; mitochondrial large ribosomal subunit. Gene Ontology annotation, biological process: mitochondrial translation. The transcript has a single exon.
GUUCGACUUCGACCCCCUACACUGCAUAAGCAAACGAAACACUCUCUUCCCUUAGACACAAAGAGAGAAGGAAGCAAAGCGAAGGCGGACGAGGAGAAAUGGCAAGCAGAAUUGGGGGAAGAGUGGUACACUUUGCUAAUCUCCCUAUCAAGCUCUUGAUGCCCACAAACUUCACCAACAUCACAGAAAUUGCUCUGAAAACUAUCCCUUCUGCCUCCAAGAUAGAAAUCAAGCGCGUCCUUGAGUCUCUCUACGGCUUCGAGGUCGAGAAGGUCCAAACCCUCAACAUGGAGGGCAAGAAGAAGAAGCGCGGGGGCCUACUGAUUGCCAAACCCGAUUACAAGAAGGCUUAUGUCACUCUGAAGAACCCGCUCUCGUUAUCGCAGGACCUUUUUCCUAUUAGAGUCAUACAGGAGGAGAAGGAAAGAGUAAAUAAGAAAGAGAAGCCGAGCUUUGUGGAGGAAGGUGAAGGGAAGAAGCACUGGCUCGAUAGGAAGGACGGCCAGGCAGUCAGGACAGACAAGGGUUAUGCUGGAAAGAGAAGUGGGCGGCGCCGUUAUAUUGGUGAUGCGGCGGCGGCAGUGGCUGCAGCGGCUAAGUUUCCGUGGAGCAGCAUGCGGGGAGAUAGGUAGUGUUCUUAUUGUUGUACGUCCAUUUUUUCUUGGAUUUUGGGGAUUGCUUGUUUGAAUAGGGUUUUGGGUGGGUUUAGUUAGAGCUCAUUAUAUUUGAGGUUUUCAUUUCUUGUUGUUGCUUGGUGUUACAUGCUUUCAGGUUUUAUAAUUUAUGCCUUUUUUCAUUGAAUAAUUAUGGGAUUUGCUGGUUUGAAUAGAAUUUCCAGUGCAAAACUGGAUAUUGAAAUUA